AUCUGUUUCCUAUUUUUUUUAUAAACAUGGUUCGCUUCAAGCACAGAUAUCUUGUGGCUGAAGUUAAUUUUGCCGAUGGCAGAUUAUAUGACCAAAAUUUAAAUGGUAAAAUGAUAUAUAAAUGCCUAUUAGAAGCCUUAAAAGAGAAUUUCGGUGACUACGGGUAUGGAUCGAUAAAAACGAAUUUAAGAGUAAAGUAUGUCAAUCCUUACACACGAAUAGCUAAGAUUAGAUGUAAGAGAGAUAUGAAGGAUAUGGUGCAAGCGGCAAUGUUUUUUAUUAAAAAAGUUGAAAACGUUCCAGCAAUAUUUCGAACUUUACAUUGUGCCGGUUCCAUGAGAUCUUGUCAGAAAUUUUUAGUAGAAUAUAAUCAGCAGGAAUUGGCGAAAAUCGUUAGAGCAUGCAAAGAUCCAGAAGAAAAACGUCAGAUGCUGCGGUCUAUCAACAAAAGCGAUUUUGGCGACGAUGAAUUCGAUGACAAUUUAGACAUUGAUGUUCUUAAUAGACUUCACGGAAAUGACGGCUAA
Dimorphilus gyrociliatus is the source of this 527-nucleotide messenger RNA. Lineage: Eukaryota; Metazoa; Annelida; Polychaeta; Dinophilidae. The record is from the annotation of a GenBank genome assembly.